Messenger RNA from Fusarium fujikuroi IMI 58289, 1668 nucleotides. RefSeq lists its product as uncharacterized. Lineage: Eukaryota; Fungi; Ascomycota; Sordariomycetes; Hypocreales; Nectriaceae. The record is from RefSeq and is a predicted model, not a curated record. The transcript is spliced from 2 exons. The coding region runs from base 1 to 1668 and encodes 555 amino acids.
AUGAGGAACUGGGGGUGUAGCUUUUGCCUCGCCUCGGUCGUUGGUGCAUUUUGGGCUUUGGGUGUCGAGGCGGCCGACUACAGAAGACAUGAUGGCGUUCAUCGUAUUGAGAAGGAGGCGCAAAUCACACAGUCAGCGGGCCUCGCUCGACGAGCCGAGGCGCAAUGUGCGACGAGCAUGAAGCUAUGCCCUUCGAGUUUGGAUGGAGGAUGUUGCCCAGAAAAUUAUGAUUGCGCCAAAGAGAGCUGCCAAGCGACAACGAAGGGGCCCUCGACGUGUGGAACAAAAAUAGGCUGGCAUGUUUGCGCUCCGGUCUAUGGAGGAGGCUGUUGUCCUGACGGUUACCUUUGCGAGACAGCCGACAAUUGUGUACCACCCUCCGGAUCAGCAUAUACAUACGAUUGUCCAGCUAGCCAGUAUUUGUGUCCGUCAUCACUGAGCUACGGUUGCUGUCCGAAUGGAAUGGCAUGCGGCGUGAACCAGUGCUACUCAUCUGAUCCUGUAACUGUCACAAGUACUAUGGUCAUUACAACGACAAUAGCGGGGGAGCGGACGACUUAUAAAACGACAGCCGUGACCGUCGAAACACCAACAGCUCCUACGGCUCUCCCGACGGUAAAUGCUGGCGAAGACAACGACCAGGCAGUUCUAAAAUACUUCCCUUCGUCGAUCCCCAAGGUCAGCCCAACGACCUCAUCUGACGAUGAUGACGGCGACAAAGGAGGCCUUUCGACUGGCACAUUGGCUGGUAUUAUUGCUGGCUCUGUGGCUUUCUUGAUUAUCGUAUUAGUGGCGGCAUUUAUUAUUAUCCGCCAUCUGAACAAAGUAGUUGCCGCUGUCGCCACACCAAAAACAUCAGACAAGUCCAACGGCUCAAAUAGCCAAUCUCGACAGACCCGAGAGUACAAGACAGCAGAUUCGGCUGUUGAUGAACUAAGCAUCGAUCCGUUGAUACAUCCGUCACUGAUACCUCCCCGGCCACGAAACCCCGGCCCUGAUUCUGCAGCAACUUCACCAUUCGGCCUCGCUAGCGCAGAUCACAGUUCUAAUGAGCCUACGCCAGGAGGGAACGGCUACCACGCAGUACCAGGAAGCGGCAACACCAGCAGACAUGCUAGUUUUGAUGCAAUGGGCAACAGGGACGAUUACUUCAGCGGUGUAGCUGCUGGCGAACAACAUCGAAUGAGCCAUAUCUCUAGACUUACUGGAUCGACGAGGAACCGUUCAAGUACAGAUUCACAUGGGACGUAUACCCAUAUUCGGAACUACAGUAAUGCUUCAGAAGGAUCCGAUGGUUCCCCUGGAGUGAUGGCAGGUGCUCAUCCUACGGCAGAGCUAGAAGCAACACCGUACGUACCAGAACUGCCAAGCUCUCCAUCAUCGGUGGUAUUCCCAAGAGAUGAAAGGCGACGGUCAUCAGGCAGUAUUUCCAGUGUCCCGAGCCGACCUCCCGUAGCUCAGCGUCAGUCGGGUGGACCACGAAUACGGAGUGAUUCUCUGGGUCAGAGUAAUCUCAGUAUUGUGAACGAAGAGAUGCAUGGAUUCUAUGGGCCGAGUGAGCACCUCGUUGGUCAAACGGACAGCCAUCGGCCGGGGACUCGAGGCUCGGGUAAUAAGCAACCAAAUGCACCUAUGGAACCUCCACGACCUGUUGCGGAGGAACCAUGA